CUCUUAAUAUAAGGGCUAGGGAAAUACAGUAUGAGAUGCUCAGUAGAAUUAUCUUCUUACGUGGUACAACAUGGAUUCCGCCAUUUGUAUCAUCCUUGUGUCCUGUCUUCUUGGCCGGGUACUUAGUGCCCCUCUUCAGGACACUGACUCCUCCUAUAAAAGUACUGAACAGGAGGAUUUCUUCGAAGAGGCUGAUGUUUUCAGCAGGAUCACUAAAGCCAAUGAAGUAAGCAGAGUGCCGAGGGUUCAUGGAGACAUCGCCAUUGGGGUCUCACGCAGCGCCCUCAACUGCAAGGAAUGCUUAUGGCCGAAAUCAGACGAGACAGUCUAUGUGCCGUACACAUUGGAUGAACAAUACAGUAGUGAUCAAAUCAACACAAUCACAUCGGCCAUGGAAGUGUACUCCACCCUGACCUGCGUGCAGUUUGUCCCUUACACUGAUGAAGAGGAUUAUAUCGCUAUAACAUCAGGCGAUGGCUGUUGGUCCUUCAUGGGACGGCAAGGAGGUGCCCAAGUGGUGUCCGUAGAGAAAGGUUACUGUACUUCCGAGGGGACAACCAUGCAUGAACUCAACCAUGCCCUGGGCUUUGUACAUGAGCACUCCAGGAGCGACCGGGAUAACUAUGUUAAUAUAAUGUAUCAGUACAUCUCAUCAGGUGAUGAUGUCAACUUUGAGAAAAUGGAAACCAACAACCUCGACACAACAUAUGACUACCGCUCUAUCAUGCAUUACCCAGCGUGGGCUUUCAGCAACACAACUGGACAAAACACUAUAGUGGCCAAGCCUAACCCCAAUGUAACAAUUGGAGCAGGAAACACAAUGACCAGCUUGGAUAUUAUAAAGAUAAACCGGCUCUAUGAGUGUGAUGUCUGUAGUUCUUUCCUUACUGAUGCCAACGGAACUGUCACCUCAGCCAAUUAUCCAUCCGCUUACCCCAAUAAUGCCAAGUGUGUGUGGGUCAUCCAGGCACCGUCCGAUUUGGUAACCCUGACGUUCGCUGCCUUUAAUCUCCAAUCUGCCCCAAACUGUGAAUCUGACUACAUUAGAGUUUAUGAUGGGCGCACCAGAACUUCCCCGCUGCUACUGGACAGAACCUGUGGGUCUGGAUCCGUUCCUGCACUGAUCUCCUCGUCAAAUAUGAUGUUAGUGGAGUUUGUCAGUGGUGAUAACAUUGAAGCGACUGGUUUCAGUGCCUCGUACACUACAGUGAAAUGUGGAGGCACUUAUUACACCCCAUCAAGGAACAUCACUUCCCCUGGAUACCCCAACAAUUACCCCCCUAACAGCAACUGUUCUUAUAUCAUUACUGCUCCACCUUCCCAUAAGGUCUCACUGAGCACGACCAAUUUCUAUACAGAAUUUAGCCGCACAUGUAGCUAUGAUUAUCUUUCUGUGUAUGAUGGGAAUUCCGCUAACGCACCCCUCCUGAAGACAUUCUGCGGACGCCAGUUCUCCUUUUCAACCACCUCCACUGGUCAGAACAUGUUCCUCAAGUUCUUUAGCGAUAAAUCAGUGCAAGUGACUGGCUUUGUGCUGACAUACAGUUUUGUGCCUAUAUCCUGAAGUUUUGAAUCUCAGCCAUAAAGCAGGGCAGGACUGCUGCUUACAAUGGGGAUAAGAUGGGAUCUGUGCCAUGAAGUAAUAAAUAUAAGUUAAUCAGUAGAAAGCAAUACACAUUGUUUUCAAGUAAUAUAUGUUAUUUAUAAUGAUAAUGUCUUAUAAAAUGUUCAAAUAAACCUUUUUUUUGGCACUAAA
Xenopus tropicalis (tropical clawed frog) is the source of this 1756-nucleotide messenger RNA. It is a transcript of the gene astl2d.3, whose product is annotated as astacin-like metallo-endopeptidase 2d gene 3. The transcript is spliced from 13 exons. Gene Ontology annotation, molecular function: metallopeptidase activity; zinc ion binding; metalloendopeptidase activity. The record is from RefSeq and is a predicted model, not a curated record. Gene Ontology annotation, cellular component: cortical granule. Gene Ontology annotation, biological process: proteolysis. Lineage: Eukaryota; Metazoa; Chordata; Amphibia; Anura; Pipidae. Bases 71 to 1564 code for a protein of 497 amino acids.